Saprolegnia diclina VS20 is the source of this 1020-nucleotide messenger RNA. RefSeq lists its product as hypothetical. NCBI's taxonomy places the organism in Eukaryota, Oomycota, Saprolegniomycetes, Saprolegniales, Saprolegniaceae. The transcript has a single exon. Bases 259 to 813 code for a protein of 184 amino acids. The record is from RefSeq and is a predicted model, not a curated record.
GCCACACACGCGGGACGCUCGGACACUGACACGGAGUCUCGCACCUUUGUCACGAGAGGAGCAUGACCUGAACGCUAUAAUAGCUUUUGCUGGCACUCAUAUCAACGGUUGGAUUGGGCGUGUAGCCUUGACAGGGAGCGCCUGUCGAGUCGUUCGACGAGCGGACACACAAUCCGCCCUCGCGUAACCCGAGCAUGGACGUGAAUUCGUACUGUACGUUUGUUUCGCCACUCUCGAACCAGACAUCAUCGUGGCUCGAUGCCAGCCCCGCCGAUGAUGCGAAUGACCCAAUGCAGCGUCGUCCACCGAGGCGACGGCGUCUUUGAGCUCCUCCACAACAACGGCAUUGUGUACCGCGCUGCGCUACGCCGCCAGUCGACGCGGACCGCUGUCGUGCCCAUCUGCAAUGCCGACGAAAAGCGUGCGGUCGAGGGCCAGCUCCUUGGGUCCGUCGACGGUGCGUCGUACUGCGUCGUGCACGAAGACACACCCAUGACGAUCAUCUACUCGGCGACUUAUGGCCGGACGCCGCGGCGCAUGCACGUCGUGCUGGGCAACGCCGAGCUCGUCAACAAGCCGCCACGUUGGGUCGAGUCGCUGCAAGCGUUUGGCCUCAACUUUGACGGCCGCGUGCGCGUCGCGUCGGUCAAGAACUUUGUCUUGCUCAGCGGCGGCGCCGACGCCGUCAUGGUGUUUGGCCGAACACCAGACCGCAACAUAUACGUCUUGGACUAUGCGCCGCCGCUCACGCCGCUGCUCGCGUUCGCGAUUGCCCUCAGCAGCCUCGACGCCAAGUGCGCCGCCGUGAGCUAAUCGAUGAGUUUGCACUUGAGUGGAAAGUGCAAUUUCGAUUGCACUGUGUACAGUAAUUGGAGGCUCACGACGGCGGUGUGACGAGGGGGCACACACCGUACGAGCCGCCGAGUCCAUUGGUCCGUGUCGCUCAGCAUGUGUAGAAGCACGUGCGACGCCGCAUUAGGCACAAGUCGCGUCAGGUUUUUCUAAACCCGUUCACUGGCA